Messenger RNA from Tachysurus vachellii, 640 nucleotides. Its product is annotated as CD209 antigen-like. The transcript is spliced from 5 exons. NCBI's taxonomy places the organism in Eukaryota, Metazoa, Chordata, Actinopteri, Siluriformes, Bagridae. Gene Ontology annotation, molecular function: signaling receptor activity. The record is from RefSeq and is a predicted model, not a curated record. The coding region runs from base 56 to 640 and encodes 194 amino acids.
CCAAGACUUAAAACAGACUGUCCCAGUGUUGGUACAGAAGACAAGAGAAACGGAGAUGAUUAAAGAAGAUUGUACAAAACCAGAAAUUUUAGCAGACAACAAAUCAGCUGACUUUAAGGACACUGAGGAUUUAUAUGAAGAUAUGACUGGAUACCGUAAGAGAACUUCAACUCCAGUGCUGUGGGUCAAAUACAACAAAGAGAUAGACCAGUUAGAGAAGGAGAGAUCUGCACUGCAUAAAGUACUGUUAAAUCUUGGAUGGAGAGUUUUCAGACAGAAUAUUUAUUACAUUUCUACUGUAAAGAAGAACUGGAAUGAGAGCAGACAGGACUGUAUAAAGAGAGGAGCAGAUCUGGUGAUUAUAAACAGUACAGAGGAACAGGAGUUCAUCAGUAAAUAUUCCAACGGUACUGAAGCUUGGAUUGGUCUGAAUGACACAGACACAGAGGGGACAUUUAAAUGGGUGGACGGUUCACCACUGACCACUAAGUUCUGGUGGAACGGAGAACCAAACGAUUAUGGAAAUGAGGACUGUGUUAUAACAGGCUUUAGAAAGGCUGAGUUUAACAUCUCGACCUGGGCUGAUUAUCCCUGUGACCACCUUUUAGCUGGGAUUUGUGAGAUGAAAAUAUUUAACUGA